UCUUAAACUUCUUCCCUUGAUACCGCUUCCAGAAUCUAAUCUUUAAUUCAAUAUGUGCGCUAAUUUUUUAGAUAAAGAAAAUAUCUGUAACUUCUCCUCGGUGCCGGGACGAUUGUGCUUACAAUGGUAAAGGAAGAACAACCGGCCGUCAGUAUAGUAGAUAUCGUUAGUAAUGGUAUCCGCCAGUGGUUGGACGCGCAUGGUUAUCAUGGGUUCUCGCAUAUACUACAGUGGAACCCCUUCAAGAGUUGGCCUCUUGGUGCAGCAGUUGUACGGGAACCACGAAAUUCCGGCCAUGAGCAUUCUCGUUUCUUCUCUAUUCCUACCGAAAGUCUGACAGUAGAAUUGAACGUCCAUCUGUGACACGGUUCUCAGCAUCAAUCCGCUUCGUUGCAUUAAAACGACGACUACAUUAUGUAAUUAUCUGCGCCAAAGAUAAGAAGUGUGGCCUAUGUUUUUUAAUGCAUAGUUCUUGUCCGCGGCUCAGUCAGUCGUGUUCGUUGUGUUAUACACACGUGUCGAGUGAGUCAGACGUCGCGUACUAUACCGAUGCUCCCUUGUAACAAGUAAAUACUACUCUUAUCAGGCGGCAGACUGUUAUCUGUAAUUUAUAUUCCGUAGUGCAGCCCCAAGUUGUGCUCAUUCUCCAAAAACAGGAUUGAAUGACUCAAGUGACAGUGGCUGAACAGUAUGGCAGCGGUCGGCCUUUAACUCGAAGGAAAUUCUUGUGUCAGCGCGUGCAAACUAGAUUGUUUGAAGGAUGACUCAGUCGAGCGAAUACAUUUAUAAAGAAUGACUCCUUGUCGCGUUACAUUUUCGUUUUUUUCGUUCUAACAUCGGCCGCGACGUCGAACCAGCCAGCAGAACAUUGACAUUGACAGACAGGUGGUACUUGUCAUUUUCUCCUCGUCUCGUUAGACGUUCACGAUGUUCGCGACGUUGAAAAAUAAAAUACGAGAGGAAAUUGGGAAUGACGUGUCAGCUGUCGUUAGAAAUGCCGGCAACGUGCGCGGUAUUAACUCGAGGCAUAUGUCUCAGACUGGAUCCACAAGCAGUAUCAGUGGGUCUCAGAUUUCGUUAGAUGGUUCACGUGAGGAAAACGCAGCUUCUCCUUCACCACCUAUUUCAUUGAGGAAAGACAAUAGUUUCGAUCUUAAGUUAAAUGACGGCAUGCAACUUUCUGCCAAGGACAUCAAAAGGCUUGAGAGUAGGGAAGACGAAUGGCGAAGAAGGCUGGCUAAAAAGGAAGCGGAAAUGCUUAAACGAAUGGAGAAGAAGGAGGAAGAAUGGAAAGUGAGACUGUUUGAAAAGGAGAAAGAGUGGAAAAAGGUGGUUGAGAAACAAGAGAAGGAAAAGAGUAAAGUAGAAGAGGAAUUGAAAAAUGUGGAAAGCACAAAACUAUCGUUGGAAUUAGCUCUUAAGGAUGCUGAAGAGUAUAAAAAGAAAUUAUAUAGCUUUCAAGAAGACGCUGAACAACUGGAAGGUUUCCAAACUCAAGAAAUGGCAAAGAUAAAGCACCUCCUGCUGGCGAAAGAGCAAGAAGUAGACGAAAAGACACACAAUUUGAAAGCAGCGAACGCAGAGAUUGAAAGCUUAAAGAGUGAAGUCUCUCGCCUGAGGAGAUACGAAGAUGAAUUGAACAGUGUACAGGAUGAAAUGGAGACGCUGCGGCAUUCUACUCAACGCGAGAGAGCUCAGCUGUCCUGUCAACUGGCGCAGACCGAAGAAGAAGUGCGUCACCUGAAGGACAAGGUUUUCCUGUUAGAACAGAGAAUCGCUUUAGAGAGCAACGAUCAGGUGACCGUGGACGAAAGAAUAGCCGACCUAAUGAGGGAACGGGCGCUGCUAGAGAGGAAGUUAGAAGAAGCGCACCUUCAUCUGUCCGAUAUAAAGACCAGCUGGUCUGGGAAGAUAUCCAGCUUGGAAACGCAAGUCGGGAGGCUUAGCAGGCAAGCCGGCGAAGAGGGUUUAGAGAGGAGGCGCGUCGAAGAAGAGAACGAAAGGCUGAAGCAAAGGAUCAAGCAGCUAGAGGCUGAAAUAGAGGUGAACAAUGUUGUCAUGGCGACUAAAGAUGCCAAGCUUUUGCGCAUGGCAGAGGACAUCGACGAGAUGGCCACGGAACUGAAAGAGCUCCGGGCCAGCGUCGAUGAUGAGGUGGACGAAUUUAAACGGCAAAUUGAAUCAUCUUCAAAGGAGAUUGCGCAACUUAAGCAGGAUUUGGAGGAUGCAACGACGAAACUCUCUUCUGCUACGUCGGAACUUGCUCAAGUUCGGCUGUCUGUGGAAGGAGAACGAACGAGCAAUUCUUCCUUGCAUUUGGAAGUGGCACGUUUACGGGAAGACCUGGAAACUGAGCGCACGGCGUCGGCGACGUUGAAGGUUUACUUAGAGAAAGAACGGAACGAAAAAGACACUGCGCUCAUAAGAAAUGCUCAAGUUUCCCAGGAUAUAGAAAUCGUGAAACAGGAGAAUCGCCGGCAAGAAAUCGAGAACAUUGAAUUACAAAAUAGGAUAGAUGCCCUGGAGCGAAGUUUAGAAAGCAAGAACAAAGAAGUGGAGCAAGCCGUGGCAACCUUAGAAGAGACGAAACAGAGAACGAUGGAAUUGGAAGAAGUGGAACAAAAUAGAAAGAAGAUGGAGAGAAGCGAGAAACAGCUUAAGAGCAGUCUGAUGGAUCUAGAAGAGCAAUUGAACGAGAAGACUAAGACGAUCAAAGUCUUGCAACAACGAUUAGCGGACAUGAAGAAGACUCUUCAACGAGAGUUGAGAGUUCCUUCUGCAUCGUUAGAUAGUGACGCCGAACCAUCUGCGGCGAUUCUCAAGCCAAGCUCGUCGAAGACGGUCACUGCCAGACAAAAUAAUACGAGGGAGGAGGAUGUUAACUUCAAAUAUCUUAAACACGUUCUCAUAAAGUUCCUAACGAGCAGGGAAUAUGAGGCUCUUCACUUAACGAGAGCAGUCGCUACUCUGUUGCACUUCUCGCCCGAGGAGGAGCGAUUGUUGCAAGAGACGUUAGAAUGGAAAAUGUCGUGGUUCGGUACCCGGCCUAAUCUAGGUUUUGGUCAAACUGCCAAGGCUAUACCGCCUAGCUGAUAGCUGAAACAUAUCUCCUUUCCUGUAGGUAUAUUAAAAGUAGCCACGGAUUCGUGGUUGAAGUCGAGAAGUUGGCUCGCGUCGAUGAUCAAUCGGAAAUGAUCGUGGGUUACCUUUGGAAAGGCACAGGGGGAAACGUUUGUAAGCUAGAGAUUUCAUAACUUUUGUAAUAUACUUAGCAUUUAUAAUAUGUGUAUAAUUUAUUCGCAAGGGCUACGAACAUUGAUCAUAGGCGAGUAUUAAAUAAGGGAAUAUUAGUAUCAAAUGUUAUUUAGAUAAAUUUCUAAGUCGAUUAUAACUAGGGAAACUCUGAUACUCGUUGCAUGCUGUUUAGUUAUAAAACGAGUUAGUACAGAUCUAUACAUGUAACGUGUAUCGUGCGUUCCUGUCGUAUUCAAACGCUAGAGUACACAAUCAUUUUGCGGUGUUUAAUAUUUAAAAAUUAUAUACCCGUUUCUGUAUACGAUUAUGCGAUGAUACCAGCCAUUUCAUUACUAAAUCUAAUAUUAUUUGGCUUUUUUAUAUAAUCAGACUUUCAGCAGAGAUAAUUUCGUUUUACUUUAUGAGUUCAUGAAUCGAAGUAGUUUUCGAAUCAUCAGAUAUCUGAUUUUAUUUUAGAUAUUAAUAUGUACAUUAAUUUUGCAUAAAAAACUAUUGUUUCAUUGUCCUAUUUAAAUUACAAUUACUCAAUGUGAAUUAUAUACUUUUGAUUGUGCCAUCGUCAUAUGAUGGAAGCAACUUAUAAUUUUUUAAAAUGGAAUUUAAUAUUCUUCAACUAUGGCUGCAGGUCGAUUGUAAAUGUAUAAUAGUAGGCGAAAAACUUGCCUUGAGUUCGGUGAUAACGAAACUAGAUCCAUUGCCAUAAGUAUUAUUUCUGGUAUAAACGUUGUCGUAUUCAUACUUGUAAAUAGUACGAACGAUGUUUCUAUAUGCCUGAUUAAAGAACACAAGAUCGAACGAUUUUUUUAUCAAACGGUUCAUUUCAUUCUUUUAUUUGUUGUUAAAAACUUUAUCUCUUUGAUUGUACUGAGAUUUUCUGAAUCGUUUUAUCGAUCAUGUCAAUGUAUCGUUUAUUAUAAGAUAUUGAACUUUCGAAUUAAAAGAUUGUUUGAAUAAAAAGGACACUUUAAUAUUAUAUGACGUCGAGGAAUAAAUCAAAUUGUUGCACAUUA
This is a messenger RNA of Ceratina calcarata, 4265 nucleotides long. RefSeq names its product golgin subfamily A member 1. Gene Ontology annotation, cellular component: Golgi apparatus. The transcript has 9 exons. Lineage: Eukaryota; Metazoa; Arthropoda; Insecta; Hymenoptera; Apidae. The coding region runs from base 928 to 3093 and encodes 721 amino acids. The record is from RefSeq and is a predicted model, not a curated record.